Carlito syrichta (Philippine tarsier) is the source of this 1151-nucleotide messenger RNA. It is a transcript of the gene TRIAP1, whose product is annotated as TP53 regulated inhibitor of apoptosis 1. The coding region runs from base 35 to 265 and encodes 76 amino acids. The transcript has 2 exons. The record is from RefSeq and is a predicted model, not a curated record. NCBI's taxonomy places the organism in Eukaryota, Metazoa, Chordata, Mammalia, Primates, Tarsiidae.
GUGCGCCGCCGCCGCCGCCGCCGCCACCUUCACCAUGAACAGUGUGGGGGAGGCAUGUACGGACAUGAAACGCGAGUACGACCAGUGCUUCAAUCGCUGGUUUGCCGAGAAGUUUCUCAAGGGGGACAGCUCCGGGGACCCGUGCACCGACCUCUUCAAGCGUUACCAGCAGUGCGUUCAGAAAGCAAUAAAGGAGAAAGAGAUUCCUAUUGAAGGACUGGAGUUCAUGGGCCAUGGCAAAGAAAAGCCGGAAAACUCUUCUUGACCUUGACAGUCACCUUGAAAAUGGAUUUCUCAAAUCAGGAAAUUGAAGACUUUGGAUUUUUUUCAACUAAGGCUGUGAGGAUAGCCACCAGUUUUGAUGAGGAAUAUGGGAGAGGAGUUUUAUUUCCUCCUUCUUGAUGUUUUUAUCUCACUUGUAAAAGGUGAUGAACUCUAUGCUUUGAGAUCAUUUCUCACUUGCUCUUGCAGAAACUCAAGUGUGCUAAAAUUGAACAAUUUUGGGGGAUCAUGGUUGCAAUAUUUGAUCUGGGAUCAGCUUUAAAUAUAGCUGGUAUGUAAAUGAUAAACUAGUCAGGAUGAUCAAGGUUACCUGACCUCUUGAUUUUUGCUGCAAAGGACACUGUAUACUGGCAUCAUGAAAUUGUUCAUGAAAGCAAUUGGUUAGGACCUCUUCUUUUCUCUCAGGGAGCUAAUGCUCUAAAAAGGGAUCUGGGCACAAGUUUCAAUCAGUGCUUGGAAGCACAGUUUUAUUUUUAUAUAGUACCUAACAGUUAAGAUUGCCCGUGGCCUGGAUUAGCAAAGAGGAAGACAGUUUUUAACAGACAGUUCCCUGCCUUAACAAGAGGUGUAAGAUUAAGAUGUGGAAGUUUCAAGAACGUUUCUGUGAACACCAUUUCAGAGCUUACAGUGUAGUUCAGGAAUUAAGAUACUUGGAAUAGCUGUGGAGAAAGAACCUAAAUUUCAAAGAUUUGCUCUUGUCAGCUUUCAGCCCAGGUCAGUGCUUUAAAUCAACCUGCAAAAUGCUGCAUCUGAUUAAACUGGGGAAAAAGGUGUUUGCUUUAUUUGUCUUGUUUACCCAUCCUGUUCUGUAAUGUCUGUAAUCAUGAAGAUGGAAUAAAUUUUAACAUUUAGUUUCUAUCAUUAUUUAC